AUGGGCCGGCGAAUCUGGCUCAUGGUGGCGCCAGACGCCGGCAAAGACGACGAUGGCCGCGACAACUUUAACUCACGAGGUCAAUACGUCCUUUGCGCCAUUGGCGGUGCAGUCGGUCUCGGUAACCUGCUUCGCUUCCCCUCGGUCGUCUUCAACAACCACGGUCUCCAAUUCUUCGUCCCAUACUUCAUCGCCCUGUUCUUCAUCGGUAUCCCCAUCCUGACACUCGAGGUCGUCAUCGGACAAGCCUACCGUGCUGGCUGUGUCGGCGCGUGGAACAGCGUCAGCCAUCGCGCCAAGGGCGUUGGUCUGUCUAUGGUCUUCAACGGAUACACGGUCGUGACCUACUACGUCGCCAUCUUGGCGUGGGCCAUGGUUUACUUCCGCCACUCCUUCACGAGCCCGCUGCCAUGGUCAGACAUGAACGCGCCCGAUUUCUUCCUCAACAACGUUGUCAAAAACCCAUCACCCAUUGGCGACAAGACACAAGAGAUGAUCUCCUACCCCGGCACUGGCGUCGUCGGUGAGACGCUCGGAUGGGCCAUUUUCACUUGGUUCGUCUGCUGGCUUUGUACAUUCAAGGGUGUUGGCCUGACUGGACGCGCCAUCUACGUGACCAUGGCACUGCCCCUGGUCAUGAUCGCCCUGCUGGCUAUUCGGUCAUUGUCUUUGCCUAAUGCCUCGGAUGGCUUCAAGCUCUACUUGGGUGUUUGGCGCACCGAAUCCAUCAGUGGUCCCCAAGUCUGGCAGGACUCCUUUGGUCAGAUGUUCUUCUCCAUCGGUGUCGGUUUCGGAUAUUUCGUCUCGUACGCGUCGUACGCCUCCAAGCACUCCAACGCCGUCCAGGAUGCGUUUAUCAUUGCCCUGAGCAACUCCGCCAUCGAAAUCAUCUCUGCGCUCGCGGUCAUGGGUGUUGUUGGAUUCCUGGGCCUGACGCCUUCCCCAGACGAGCGUCUCUCCACCUUUAGCUCUGGGUUCUUCACCUACCCGACCGCUCUCGCUGAGAUGCCUGGUUCCAACUUCUUCUCCGUCAUUUUCUUCCUCACACUGUGGCUUCUCGGUGUCACAUGCGUCUUCGCACUGUUCGAAGUCAUGACGACCAUGGUCUGCGACUCUGACUGGGGCAAGAAGUGGCCACGCUGGGCCAUUGUCAGCGUCGUCGCCCUCGUAUCGUUCUUGAUCUCCAUCGUUUACACGAGCGAGGUAGGCUUCAACCUGUUGGAUGCUGUCGACACGUUUGUGAACGACAUUGCACUGUUCUUCACCGUCUUCACCGAGUGUUACUUUGUGACGACCCUCUACCGAUGGAGGGAUCCUGUCGAUCAGAUUGGUCCCAUCGGAUACUGGACCUACAACGGCGGUUAUCUACUCUCCAACUUCGUUGGCCUGCUCAUUGGCCACCUUGUCAGUCCCGCCGCAGGUGCUGGUGCCGGCUUUGGUCUUUUCAUCGUCAGCGCCAUCGCCAGUGUGCUGCUCAGCAGGACGCCCACUGUCACCGCUCCUCGCUUUUUCGCCAAGAACGCUUUCCUGAGCCGUUUCUGGUACGCCGCCUUUUACUGUGGCAACCAAUUCCGCCGCGACAUCAACCACGCCGUCCUCACAGGCAAGAACUGGAAGCUCCACUGGGCAUGGCCUGUCCUCCUCAAGUACAUCACGGGUCCCGCCGUCCUGUUGGUCUGGACGUUUGCGUACCCCAAGUUCAUUGACAACAACCACUACAAUGACCCGCCCUUCCUGUACUCCUUCAUCAUCAUGCACCUUGUUGUUAUCUUCAUUGUCACGUUCUUCAUCUUCCCCAGAUGGUUGAACUUCCUCAUCCCAGAGACAAGAAGGGGUGAUGGCAAGUUUUCGGUCAUGCCCCAGGUUGCCAUUGGAGAGACACCUAUUGUCUCGCGCAACGACGAGGAGGGCUUCGAAGACAGGAGCAGCGCCAGCGGUGGUGUGACUGGCAUGCACGCCUCGGGCAUGACCCAGGAGAAGAGCGCGGUCUACUAA
Emericellopsis cladophorae is the source of this 1995-nucleotide messenger RNA. Its product is annotated as creatine transporter. Gene Ontology annotation, cellular component: membrane. Gene Ontology annotation, biological process: sodium ion transmembrane transport. Lineage: Eukaryota; Fungi; Ascomycota; Sordariomycetes; Hypocreales; Bionectriaceae. The record is from RefSeq and is a predicted model, not a curated record. The coding region runs from base 1 to 1995 and encodes 664 amino acids. The transcript is spliced from 2 exons.